CUUGCCCAUUCAACGCAGGGCGCGCCCCGCAAUCCACUCUCUAUACCCACGACCUUUCUUCUUCAGGCACUGCGCGUACAUAAUAGCAGUCGGAUCUCAUACGUGUGGAGCCAACCGUCGCCACACGCCACUACACGGCAUCAGCUAGAACGCGCAAAGCGCAGGAGACGCGACAACACCGGCAUUAUGGCGCAGAACCCCAACAACCUCGCGCAGUUCAAGUAUGCGGCGAUGUCCAACCUGGUCCUCCAGGCGGACCGUCGUUUUACUUCGCGCCGCCCCGAUGAACACACCGGUGAUCCAGAAUCACUCGCGGGUCGCAUCAACAUCCGGGACAUGGGAGGGAGGACUGCGCAAGACAAGGCACCCACACAGGCGAAGAAGCCCAAGGGGUUAGGCCUCGAACGGGGGAGUCUCACAGAGGGUAGCGACGUGCUCGAACGCGAGCAGCGCAAGCGAAAGAGGGACGACGGAACAAGCGCUUUUGGCGCUACGGCUGCUGCAGACUUCAACAUCGAAGGUCUCCGCUACCGGCCGCGAACACCAGCGACACGUAACACAUUCGAGCUCAUCACGACCAUCGUGAGCAAGGUUCUCGGAGAUGUCUCCGUGUCGACCACCAGAAGUGCCGCCGAUGCGGUCCUCGAAUAUCUGAAGGACGACACCAUGAAGGACUUCGACAAGAAGAAAGAGGUGGACGACCUCCUCGGUAGCUCAAUGAGCGCGAAAGAGUUCAAUGAGCUGGUCAACCUCGGCAAGAAGAUCACAGACUACGAUGCGCAGGACGACGACGAGGACGGCGACGAGGCAAUGGCAGACGCUGAUGGCGCUGAAAAUGACGGCAAUCAGGGUGUAGCCGUUGUGUUCGACGACGAGGAGGACGACGAAGAGGCGCAGAACUUCGAAGUUCGCGACGCCGACACCUCAGACGAAGAAGACGAGCAGGAAACGGCCGUUGAGCAGAUCGGAAUCGACCAGGAGGAUGCGGACGGAGGUUUUGCAGACACAGAAGAGAUGGUCAUUCAGGGCGAUGUUGCUGCUUCAGCAGAUCGCAAGGACGGCGCAGACAAGUUGAUACCCGCACACGAGAUCGACGCGUACUGGUUACAACGGCAGAUCGGAGCAGUCUACGAGGAUGCGCACACACAGCAAGAGAAGACACGAGACGCGUUACAGAUCUUGGCAGGUGUCGCAGAAGACGGCGAGGAGAAGGAGCUGCGUGAAAUUGAGAAUGACCUCAUGGAACUCUUCGAUUACGAGCACCAUGAGCUUGUCGCAAAACUCGUCCUGAACCGCGACAGAGUUGUCUGGGUAACACGAUGGAGACGUGCUGCGGAAGACAAAGACGAGCGGACAGUUGUUGAGCGGGAGAUGAGGGCUGCGGGUCAGCAACAGAUCCUCCAAGAGCUGCGUGCAAGAGAAACUGGCGUAAAGACAGAAGACGCAGGACAGGGCAAGAUGAAGUUCAACAUCAAGCCCCUCAGCGCUUCGGAUUCGAGAGACGUGGAUAUGGAAGACGCAUCAAAGCCGGAUGGCAUUGUCGGUGGGAUGCAGCCCAACAGCCGUCUGGUGAACCUCGACAACAUCGUCUUUGACCAGGGCAACCAUCUCAUGACCAACCCUAGCGUUAAGCUGCCUCAAGGGUCGACAAGAAGACAGUUCAAGGGUUAUGAAGAGAUUCACGUCCCUGCACCAAAAGCGAAGCGCGAUCCGAACGAGCGACUAAUGCCCACUUCUGAGCUUCCAGACUGGGCCCGUGUAGGGUUCGGAAACUCCAAGUCACUCAACCGCAUCCAGACGAAGUGCUUUCCCACAGCGUUCAACGAUGACGGCAACAUGCUCAUUUGUGCCCCUACCGGAUCCGGUAAGACGAAUGUUGCCAUGUUGACCAUGCUUCGCGAGAUUGGCAAGCACCGAGACCCCAAAACCGGCGAAAUUGCGCUUGACGACUUCAAGAUCAUCUAUAUCGCUCCCCUCAAGGCUCUGGUCGCUGAACAGGUGGGCAACUUCGGCAAGCGUCUGGAGCCCUACGGUAUCAAGGUCUCUGAGCUCACUGGUGAUCGCCAACUGACAAAACAGCAAAUCGCCGAGACUCAGAUCAUCGUUACCACCCCUGAGAAAUACGACGUCAUCACUCGCAAAGCCACCGAUACCAGCUACAUCAACCUCGUCAAGCUUAUCUGUAUCGAUGAAAUUCAUCUGCUUCACGAUGAGCGUGGUCCGGUUAUUGAGAGCAUUGUCAGCAGAACGCUUCGCCGCAGCGAGCAGACUGGUGACCAUGUCCGCAUCGUCGGUCUCAGUGCUACGCUGCCCAACUAUCGAGAUGUCGCAAGCUUCCUCCGAGUUGAUGUAGACAAGGGCCUUUUCCAUUUCGACGGCACAUUCCGACCUUGUCCGUUGAAGCAGGAGUUCAUCGGUGUCACAGACAAGAAGGCUAUCAAGCAGUUGAAGGCUAUGAAUGAUGUCUGCUACACGAAAGUUCUCGAGCAGGUUGGCGAACACCGCAACCAGAUGCUGAUUUUCGUCCAUUCGCGAAAAGAGACAGCCAAGACCGCGAAGCAUAUUCGUGAUAAGGCGCUAGAGGAAGAGACAAUAGGCAAGAUCCUGAGGUCAGAUGCUGCUAGCCGAGAAAUCUUGAGAGAAGAGUCGGAAUCCGUUCAGAACGCUGAUCUCAAGGACCUCAUGCCCUACGGUUUCGGUAUCCAUCACGCUGGUAUGUCGCGAGCGGACCGUUCGACAGUCGAAGAUCUCUUCGCCGAUGGCUCCAUUCAGGUCCUUGUCUGUACGGCAACGUUGGCCUGGGGUGUCAACUUGCCAGCCCACACCGUCAUCAUCAAGGGUACACAGGUCUACUCGCCCGAGAAGGGUAGCUGGGUCGAGCUCAGCCCGCAGGACGUAUUGCAGAUGCUGGGUCGUGCCGGUCGUCCCCAGUACGAUACCUACGGAGAAGGUAUUAUCAUCACAACACAAGCUGAGAUCCAGUAUUACCUGUCGCUGCUGAACCAGCAACUGCCCAUCGAGUCGCAACUUGUCAGCAAGUUGGUUGACAACCUCAAUGCUGAGAUCGUGUUGGGCAACGUCCGUAACCGAGACGAGGGCGUUGACUGGCUAGGUUACACAUACCUCUUCGUCCGAAUGCUGCGAUCGCCAGCCCUCUACCGAGUUGGUCCGGAGUACGAGAACGAUACAGUUUUGGAACAAAGACGAGUGGAUCUCAUUCACGCAGCAGCACACAUCCUAGAGAAGUGCAGUCUGAUCAAGUACGACAGGAAGACCGGAGCACUCCAGGCCACCGAGCUUGGAAGGAUUGCGUCUCACUACUACAUCUCGCACAACUCGAUGAUGACGUACAACCAACACAUUCAGCCUGGUAUCACCGCCAUCGAGCUGUUCCGAGUAUUCGCUUUGAGUGAGGAGUUCAAGUACAUCCCGGUUCGUCAGGACGAAAAGCUCGAACUUGCCAAACUCCUUGGACGUGUGCCCAUCCCUGUCAAGGAGGGCGUCGAGGAAGCUCAGGCAAAGAUUAAUGUUCUCUUACAAGCGUACAUCUCGCGACUCAAGCUCGAGGGUCUCGCCCUCAUGGCCGACCUUGUAUACGUCACACAAUCUGCGGGCCGUAUCUUGCGCGCAAUCUUUGAGAUAUGUCUGAAGAAGGGAUGGUCGCAGGUCGCAAAGCUUGCUCUCGACAUGUGCAAGAUGGCAGAGAAGCGCAUGUGGCCUACCAUGACGCCUCUACGACAGUUUCCUACCUGCCCUCGCGACAUCGUACAGAAGGCUGAGCGAAUCGACGUCAACUGGUCAAGCUACUUCGGACUCGAUCCACCUAGCAUGGGCGAGCUCCUGGGUAUGCCCAAGGCUGGCAAGGUCGUGUGCCAGCUCGUCGAGAAGUUCCCCCGUCUCGAGAUUGAAGCGACACCUCGACCAGUCACCAGGUCACUGCUCAAGCUGGAACUUGCGAUCAAACCGGACUUCGUUUGGGAUGAUGCACUCCACGGAGCGUCAGAGGCCUUCUGGAUCCUUGUCGAGGACUGCGAUGGUGAGCAGAUCUUGUUUCACGACCAGUUCAUUCUCCGCAAAGACUACUCUCAAGGCGAGAUGAACGAGCAUCUUGUCGAACUGACAGUGCCGAUUGAUGAGCCGAUGCCGCCAAACUAUUUCAUCACCGUCUUGUCAGAUCGAUGGAUGGCUUCAGAGACCAAGCUUGCUGUGUCUUUCCAGAAGCUCAUCCUGCCAGCCAAGUUCCCAGCGCAUACACCAACGCUCGACCUGCAGCCUCUACCCGUUUCGGCACUGAAGAGGAAGGAAUACAUGGCCCUGUACGAAGACGUCAACCGUUUCAACCGGGUUCAAACACAAGUUUUCAACUCGCUUUACACAACCGACGACAACGUCCUCGUUGGGGCUUCUGCAGGUAUUGGCAAGACUUUCUGCGCCGAGUUUGCUAUACUGCGACACUGGGCUAGCGACGCCGAGGGCCGCAUCGUGUACCUUGCACCCUUCCAAGAGCUUGUCGACAACCAGUACAAGAACUGGAAUGCACGCCUGUCUGGUCUUGGUGGUGGCAAGGAUGUUGUCAAGCUCACAGGCGAGACUACAGCGGACUUGCGACUCCUCGAGAAGGGUGACCUCGUGCUCGCUACCCCGUCGCAGUGGGAUUCCCUAUCGCGCCAAUGGCAACGAAGGAAAAACGUUCAGACUGUCGCUCUUCUCAUUGCUGACGAGCUUCACAUGCUAGGCGGCGCCAACGGACAUGUCUACGAGAUCGUGGUCUCGCGUAUGCAAGCUAUGGCUGCCCAGCUCGAGUCAAAGCUACGAAUCGUUGGUCUCAGCGUCUCUCUAGCUAACGCACGAGACAUUGGCGAGUGGAUCGGUGCCACUAAGCACACUAUCUACAACUUCAGUCCCGGCGUUCGCGCAGUGCCUCUCGAGUUGAAGAUCCAGACAUUCACCAUUCCUCACUUCCCAUCGUUGAUGAUGGCGAUGGCCAGGCCGACAUACACUGCCAUCACACAGAUGUCGCCAGACAAGCCUGCAAUGAUCUUCACACCGAACCGCAAGCAGACCCGCUCGUCUGCUGCAGACUUGUACGCCGCUGCCGUUGCGGACGAUAACGAUGAUCGAUUCCUCAAUGCACCGUUAGAAGACAUUCAGCCCAUCUUGGAGAAGAUCAACGAGCAGUCACUGGCGGAGUCGCUGACCCACGGUAUCGGGUACUUCCACGAGGCGCUCAACUCUUUCGACAAGAAGGCUGUACAGCAUCUGUUCAAGGUCGGUGCCAUCCAGGUUCUGAUUGUUUCGCGCAACUCGUGCUGGGAGAUCGACAGCAGCGCCCAUCUAGUCGUCGUUCAAGGUACUCAGUUCUUUGAGGGUCGCGAGCACCGCUAUGUCGACUACCCCAUCAGCGACAUCCUUCAGAUGUUCGGCAAGGCUGGCAGGGUUGGUCAGGACAAGUCGGCAAAGGGCGUCCUUAUGCUGCCUGCGGUCAAGCGUGACUAUUUCAAGAAGUUCUUGAAUGAGGCACUGCCGAUUGAGAGUUAUCUGCACGACUACCUGCACGAUGCUUUCGUUGCUGAGAUUAGCGCAAAGACGAUCGAGUCGACUCAAGAGGCCGUCGACUGGUCCACGUACACCUAUUUCUACCGCCGUCUGCUAGCCAACCCCAGCUACUACAACCUUCACGACACCUCGCAUGAGGGCCUUAGCGCUCACUUGUCUGAGCUUGUCGAGCAGACACUGAAAGAGCUUGCGGAAGCCAGCCUCAUCGAGCACGACGAAGACGAGGACUCAAUCACACCUCUCAAUCCGUGCAUGAUUGCAGCCUACUACAACAUCUCCUUUAUCACAAUGCAGACCCUCAUGAUGUCGCUCAACGGCCGAACGAGUCUCAAGGGCGUUUUGGAGAUCAUCACCGCCGCCACCGAAUUCGAAGACAUUCAGAUCCGCCGCCACGAAGACCACAUCCUGCAGCGCAUCUACGACCGCGUGCCAUACAAGAUGCAAGACCCGAACUUCGAAACCCCUCACUUCAAGGCCUUCGUCCUUCUGCAGGCCCACUUCUCCCGCAUGCAGCUCCCCAUCGACCUCGCCAAGGACCAAGAAACCGUCAUCCGCAAGGUUCUCAACAUCCUCAGCGCCUCCGUCGAUGUGCUCUCGUCCGAAGCUCACCUGAACGCUAUGUCCGCUAUGGAGCUUUCGCAGAUGGUCGUGCAAGCAAUGUGGCAGAAAGACACCCCGCUCAAGCAGAUCCCGCACUUUGACACCGACACAAUCAAAGCGGCGUCCAAAUUUGGCAUUACUGACGUCGACGAUUUCAUCAACGCCAUGGACGAAGACGAGAACCCAGACUACAAGAAGCUCAUCGCCGCGCUGGACGUCGAUCAGCGACAGCUGGCGGAUAUUGCAAACUUCACGAAUAACUACUACCCCAACAUCGAGCUUGAACACGAGCUCGUCGACCCGGAGGACAUUGCGAGCAAUUCUCCAGCGCAGCUUAGGGUACGCAUCACGCGCAACAUCGAUGAGGACGACGAGCUUAAGACGGACGUGCAUGCGCCGUUCUACCCCGCUGAGAAGAGCGAGAGCUGGUGGUUGGUGGUGGGUGAUCAGAAGGAACAUACCCUGCUUGCGAUCAAGAAGGUUACUGUGCCGAGAAAGUUGGAGACGAGCUUGGAGUUUACGCUCGAGAAGCCGGGAGAGCAUGAGUUGACGCUGUAUCUGGUGUCUGAUUCGUACUUGGGAGUCGAUCAGGCGCCGACAUUUAAGGUCAGUGCUGCGGAGGGGAUGGAUGAGGAUAGUGAGGAGGAGGAAGAUUAAAUACGAGGGGUGCAUUUGUUGGACCCUGGAGGUAUCCGACUGCUUGGCGUUGAGGAUGAGGUUGCAUGGGUGUAGUAUACGC
This is a messenger RNA of Macroventuria anomochaeta, 6895 nucleotides long. Its product is annotated as Sec63-domain-containing protein. The record is from RefSeq and is a predicted model, not a curated record. Bases 187 to 6813 code for a protein of 2208 amino acids. Gene Ontology annotation, cellular component: nucleus. The transcript has a single exon. Gene Ontology annotation, molecular function: nucleic acid binding; ATP binding. NCBI's taxonomy places the organism in Eukaryota, Fungi, Ascomycota, Dothideomycetes, Pleosporales, Didymellaceae.